This is a messenger RNA of Odontomachus brunneus, 3198 nucleotides long. RefSeq names its product stress response protein nst1-like. The transcript has 7 exons. Lineage: Eukaryota; Metazoa; Arthropoda; Insecta; Hymenoptera; Formicidae. The record is from RefSeq and is a predicted model, not a curated record. Bases 53 to 1690 code for a protein of 545 amino acids.
UCCUCGAAGUAGUCGCUGCACGAUUUUACAAAUGUAAUGUUUGAUACAUCAAAUGAGAUAUGUAAAACUUAAUAAAUUAGAAAAACUCGAUAUCUUUGAUAAUUUAAGUCGGACAAUGCCGCGUACACCUUUGAACAGCGUCUGCAAGAGCGAUCUCGUUACCUGCGAACGUCGUACAUCAUCUAACAAAAUAUUGAAUCAUAAAUCGACGACUAUGAUCGCUCGUAAAGUCAAUUCGCUGAGAAUGCACGACCCCAAUCGCCUCGUGGGCGGUGCGGAUGUUCCUGAAGAACGUACACCUGAACCUGAACCUGAACCUAAAGCUGAAACAGAACCUGUGAAUGCUUCGUUAGAACUUGAUACCAAAAUAUCACAACCACCAUCACCCUCAGAUUCACCGUCUACACUCGUACAAGACACCGUGCAAUCGGAAGUUGAAGCUAAAGAUUCUGAAGACAAGCAGCCCUCCCCCGCAAGUGGUCCCUGCUGCGUCUGUGUUUCACAGACAUCAGGAGUAGUCAGGGACAGGAAAGUAGAUGAAAUAAUUGAGUACGUGCAUCAGAAUCUCGAAGAGGCCGUCAAAGCUCUGGCAACUUUGGGCGAGAACUUCGAACAUGAUUUAAAGCUGAUGUUUGUCGACAUCCUGGGCCGAAUUCAACAGUGGAGCGGUAUAGUGCAGAACAAACUUGGCUCUUGUAAAAAUGAGGUCAACAAUUUAAGUAAGGAAUUAUUGGCUCGGGCAUGCGAAGUGGCAGAUCUCAAAGCUCAAAUAGCAGAUUACCAGAAUAAACUAACAUCGAGAGUGAAUGGUCAACCGCGAAGAAAUGAUAAACGGCGAACAAAUAAUCAAUUGAAAGAACAAUAUAAUCUCGAAACAACACUCAAGGAAGUAGGAGAAGAUAAGAAAUACGAUGAUAUUGCGGAAGAAUUAGAUAAAGAAAAGAUUGAAGAGAUCGUCGAGAGGACAGAAGAUGAAGAGGAGGAACGGGAAAGAAGAGACACAGAGGAAGAAUGGGAGAGAAAAGAAAUAGAAGAACAAGAAAGGAGAGAAACAGAGGAAAAGAAAUCUGCGAGAGACAGAAAGACAAAAGAAGACAUUUUCACGACUGUGUCGGUGCAAACUAUAGCGCAGGAAAAGGAGAGGAUUAGACGCGAGUCCGAGCUUGAGACCGAGAUUUCUCAGCUUCGAAAGGAGAAUGACAGAAUCAUGAAGGAACGAGCGGAAUAUGAAAACGCGAUUCAGCGGGCGCUACUGCGAGGAGUGUCGUCCUUAAACGUCGAGGCAUUGAGGGUCCUUCGUUGUCCCCCGAUACCCUGUUGUGUUCCUUGCGCUCCGUGUCCAGCGACUGCAAUCGUUCCACCCGAACCCGUCGUAUCGUGUCCCAUGAGAAAUAAAAAGAGGCGUCCGGAAUCCGCUACCGCGACGAUCUGUAGUAAGACCUCGAACGAUAGAAACGAUAGAAAGAACGAGCAUCAGGCUUACAGCACGACAAAACGAUCCUGCGGCACUCCUUGCUGUUCCUCCAUUCCGGCCAGAAGCCGAAAGCUCACGGACAGCAACAUGUUUCUUCUCCUUCGUCAGAGUGACGCGGCAAACCUGCGCGGUCCUGACAAGAGCACGACGACGGUAUGCGAAUCACCAGUUAUGGGAAACAUUGAGAUACCGCUGUUACCGAAAUUUGGUAUGUAACAUUCACAGAAAUUCAUGCAUGUUACAUUUUAAAUUAUUAUAAAAAAAAGUGUCAAAUAUUGUGUCGUUAUUACACUUGUGUGUCGAUACGUGUUUGGUAAGUGAUUCGAGACUCGGAGGAAGGAAAGAGAUGGUGCGAAAGCAACGCCGUUAUCGAAAAUAUAAAUAUAACUUUAUGAAAUAGUAUCAGAAAAAUAUUACAAAUAUUGAACAUUCACUUUCACAAGUAAUUUGAACAUUUCUUUCCGCUUGUGCGCGUUAGAAAGUAUAAUCGGAGAAUAUACUGAAGCUCAGUAUCACUUCAGUCUGUUGAGGCAGGAAGUUUCGAAUCACAUAUUCUAACGUAAAUCGUUAUACGCAUACAUAACAAACUAACUGCACGUUAUCGUUGUCGUCGUUAUAAUGUAACGAAAUGUCCGAUUUCGACGCGAAUACAUUCGCGCUGGCCGCGAAUGCACCAAGUAAAAUGCAACGGCAGAUAACGUAUGUCCUACGUGAAUUUUCACGUGUAAUCUUUGUUAAUUUUCACGUGAAUUUUCACGUGUAAUCUUUGUCAAUUUUCGUGAGAGAUUUCCCCGGAUAAUUACUCAAGUAAAUAAAAUAGCUGUAUAAAUUACUUAUAAUCCACUGUCGCGUGGUUUCGCUUACACGAGAAAAAUGAACACAUAAAUUCGCGAUGAAUGAGCGCAACUCCGUGUGCGAAAUUAGUUAAUAAUGCGGAACACGCGACGCGUUGAUCGAAGAUAUCGAAACAAGUUAGUUCUACGCGAUCGCCAAGAUCAUUUCUCCGAAGGUAGCUCAAUUUUCCCCUCGGGGAACGUCUCGACGAACAGAUUAGGCAAAUGCGGUGUUGUAUACUUUGAGAACGAUGUUCGUCACGAUGCGCAGCGCAUGGCUGCAGCGGUGCGCAUUCCGCAACACUUUCGCGAGUCCUUUUACAAUUAAAUGCAAAUUAAAACUACGGAAUGAUCGCUCGCCUCGAAAAAGAGGAAUCUACGGGGUGUUCGGCGGAUAGGCACGUUCCUCGCACGCACCGAUAACACUCGUGUGCACAGACUAAGACGACAGAAGCGUCGAGAUUUUAACUGAAACAAAAGUGCCGAGAAAGCUGUCGAUAUCAUGGGAGAUGCUUAAAUUAUAUACGAACACUUAUCUAUAAAACUACUUAAAAAUUACCUAUCGACAAAUCUGUCUCUUAAUUAUCGAGCACCCCGUAUGGUAAACCAAAAUGAACGAUUAAAGUAAAAGUACUGAUGCCUGAACAGUGAUAAUACCGCUACUUAAUUCCGGACAUACUUAUUGUUUUGGUCUUCAAAUAUUGAUAUGUAUAUAUAUAAACUUUCAAUAUAAAAUACAUAUAUAUUAUAUAGAAUAUAUAUUGUAGAAUUAGGAAGAGAUACAGAGAGGAGAUGUAGGAUAGAAUGUGGGAUAAUCAUUUAGGAGUAUAGAUAAUAAGAAUAUAUAUACAUAUAUAUAUAUAUAUAUAUAUAUAUAUAUAUAUAUAUAUA